Stylonychia lemnae is the source of this 2316-nucleotide messenger RNA. The record is from the annotation of a GenBank genome assembly. Lineage: Eukaryota; Ciliophora; Spirotrichea; Sporadotrichida; Oxytrichidae.
AUGAGAUCAGAGACUUAAAUUAUAGAAAGCAAAUAAAAACUUGAAGGAGAAUUAAAGGCGAAUAAGUAAGAAUAAUAGCAAGUAUAGAAUAACUCAAUAAAUUAAAAUGCCUCUAACUAAAACAAAAAUAUUAAGGUAGGGACAAAGUAACCCUCACUAAAGGACUUGAUAGUAGAUUAAAAAUUGCCUGAACACCAAACUCAUAUCAAAAAGUAGGAAUAGAUAAUAGAGACAAUUGGGCGAAAAUUAUAAUAGCUUCCUGUGAUUUACUCGUUCUCAAUCCUUCAAUUGGACAAGCAGAUUAAUUAGGAUAAAUUUAGACAAGCAUUAGAUGAAUUGUACACUCAUGAUAUGAACAUCAAAAGAUCAAAAAAGUUAUUUUCAAUCUAUAAAAGCAAAGAAUACAAAUAAAAAGCAGAAAAUCCCACAAAACAAUCUCAAGACUCAAAUGAUAAUCUUAAUAAAUCAUAAAGACAUACAUUUUCCACUAGUUUGCACUUUUACAAGCGAGAUCUAACUCCAUUAAAGGAAAACUAUUCGAUGUGCCCUGAUAAAACUCCAUAUAAGUCAAACUUUUAGAAUUAUCAAGGAAGUUUAAUUAGUAAAGGCUUUAAGGAUGAACUGCUAAGUAGCUUAGGGACGGGAGUUAAAUGUGUAUCUUCUAAUGCAAAGAACAGGUCUAUUCAGACUUUUACGAUCGAAGUCGAAAAAUCGAAACUGAAAAGGUUUUAAAGUGAAAACUUUUCAUCUAGCAAUCUAAAUAAGAAGAAGCCAAAGUAGCAAGCAAGCAACGAAUAGAAUGAUGAAACUAAUGGUUAAACUAAAAGAGAAAAUGCAUGGAGCUAGCAGAUUAAAAACAAAAAAAAGUUUAUUCAGUAGGUUGAAGAUAAUAAAAUAGUGAAACAUAGCCAAAAUACGACAUUUCAAAAUAUAUUGCUGUACUAACAGAAUAUGGCUGAGGAGAGAAUGCGUCGGCCAUCUCUGCAUUCAGAUAUUAGAGAAACCUUUCUUGAAAAUCAUCUUGGUGGCAGAUUAAGUGUGCCAACUAUUCUUAAUUAAUAAGAACCAUUUUAUAGUCCCAAUCCUGAAGCGAAAGAUUAAAUAAAUCCUAGACAUGGUAAUCUGCCGAUUGUAAUUUCUUAUAACAAGAAUUUUCUAACUCAGAGAUAACAAGAGAAAGCCUUACAAACAAAAAAAAGUAAUGCUAAAUUAUUGAAAAAUAGCUAAAAUAAAAUAUAAAUGCCAUUUGACUUAUCAUAGCAAGACAACAAUGGUGUGGAUAUAAGAAAUUACGUGGAUUAGUCAGCAACCCCUUAGUAAAUACCAGAAAAAACUUUUUUAAUUAAAGACUCAGAAAAGCAGUAGAGUUAAAUCAAUCUAAGGUCUACUCAAAUGAUAAUGUAGAAUUAAGGCAAUUUAUAAAUUUCUACAGAUUAAAAGCUAUAUCAAGCACCACCUCUAAGAUUUUCAAAUUUUAGCCCUAAAAGUUCCAAUAACAUACAUAUUGAAGAAUUUGACUAGAUGAGUAAUAACGGAAGGUCUCAUAAUAGAUAAUAAUUUGUUGAUCCUUAGCAAUCUUAUUAAGAUCUAGAUUAUUCUAAUAGAAUGAACUACAACAAUGAUAUGUAAAGAGUGCUUAUCAAUAGCCGAGAGUCAGUAGAAAUAGGGCGUUAAAACUCAUCAAGAUAAAAUCUAGAUAGCAAGCAAGGGGAUCGAAGACCUUCUGUAAGCAGAACCAACUCAAAACAAAAACACUAGCAGAAUCAAAAUUAAUAGGUUAUGCAAUAAAAUAAGAUUCCAGCAGAUGAUCCUUAGAUAAGAUUAUCAUCUUCUCAAUUUUUCAGUAGGAGGCUAUUAGAGAAUAAAGCCAAACUUAAAAACUCAAAACAUAGUAAUCUUCCGAUGGCAGCUCCUCCAUCAAUGUACCAAAAAGCUUUUGUCCAGAUUAUUGACCCGAAAUAAGUAUAAUACAACAGCACCUAGCCAUUUUAAGUUGGGUAGGGGCAGCAAAACAUCUACAUUAUUCAAUAAAAUAAGGUUUAAAACGGACCUUAGCAAUAGAUUACUCAGUAGAUCACCUAUAAAGGACCUAGAAUUACUGAUGAGGAUAGAAGCAAAAGCAAUCUUGAGAAAACAAAAAAGAGAGUAUUAAUACCUCCCUCAUAGUUACAGCAAUAAUAAAUAUAAUCUAGCAACGAGUACACAGAAAAUCCUUAGUCUCAUACACAUCCUUAACAUGGAAAUAACAACAAUAAUCAGACGAGACUUCUUACUAGAUAAUCAUCCUCUAAUAGCAUUUUACCUAAGUUAUUGUGA